Rubroshorea leprosula is the source of this 685-nucleotide messenger RNA. Lineage: Eukaryota; Viridiplantae; Streptophyta; Magnoliopsida; Malvales; Dipterocarpaceae. The record is from the annotation of a GenBank genome assembly.
ACAUGAACUAUAAAAUGAAGGUUGUAUAUUGGGAAAAAGAAAUCAACCGCAUGUUCCCCUUCUUCAAACAUACAAAUUUUGAAAGCGAUUUGGAUGCUGCUUUUGAAGCUGAAGAUGACAAAGCUUACCUCUUUAAAGGCAAUCAGUAUGCUUAUAUAAAUUACGAGGAGAAGACCCUCAUCAUCACUGGUACCAUAACCGAGAAAUUUUCUUGCUUGAAAGACACCAAAUUUGAAGAUGGAAUAGAAGCAGCCUUUGCUUCCAACAAGAAAGGAGAGGCUUACCUUUUUAAAGGAGAUCUCUAUACACUCGUCAACUUUGAUAACAACUGCCCUGUUGAAGUGGAUGCAAUUGGAAACAAGUGGUCCCAACUUUGGAAGCUUGGUGCCGCGCAAGAACAUGAUGUGCACCUGAACUAUUGCCUAUUUCAAGGUUGUUGCAGUUGGCAGUUGGCUCUUUUUUGGGGUGGGAUCUCGGUGGUUCUUAGAAGUAAGAUGUCGGCACUCUUACAGUUUGUUUCCGGUGUUAUGUUUCUCGUCAUAGAGAUAAAGAUGUCUGCACUUGGUUGUUUUUCUUGAGUGUUAUUUGGGUGUUUUAGUGGCUUGGAAUUUACUAGUUAAUACCCGGACAAUGCCCAGGUCCAUGAAAUAAAAAUUAAAAAAAUAAAUAAAUUUUAAUAUUUACU